AAGAUUCGAAAGCCUGUCAUCGUCGUCAACGGCUUCAUGCCGGCGCCCUUUACUGCUAGGUUUCGAGAGGUGGUACCUUCCAUGGCCUCCUCAGCGCCAUGCAGCUCCAACUGCCGCGCUUGAGUACGCCCCACACAAGCUUUCUCACCGGCUUACUUUCGCACCUUCUCAUCUUGUGUCAUUGGUUCGUCGAUGGAUGUCUGGCUUUUGGUGUCACCCAUCCUCCCCUUCCAGAGAUGAUCUGGGUUUCAUUCCAAGAACCCAAGAUGACACUACAACAAACCCGGCUUGCCCGGGAUUUCGGGCACUUUCGAGGACAUAUGGAUAUUCGACGGUCUGUCGUUCAGCCGCCGGAAAACCACUUGGCAGGGGUCUCCAGCUUAUUGUCUUUCAAUGUUGCGCUUCGUCAAGCCGUCAACUUAACCACGGAUGAAAGGAAACUGCGACUGUAGGUUGCAACUCCUACGUUGGGAGGUGGCCCACCUUCCUUGACCAACAGCUCGUGCCAAAUUAGCGAGCCGCAACAUGCAACUGCAGUCAGCACAAUGGGAGGCAUUGAUUGCAUCACGUCCAUCAUCAAAAUAUUUUGCGCAUUAAUUAAAAGCCUACUCACCGCCUGUAGUACUAUUUCAAGGGUCUUCCAUUCGAAUCUCUCAUCCUGUGUGUUGAAACAGGGCUAAUCCACGCUACUUCGUGCCGUUGCA
Messenger RNA from Pseudomassariella vexata, 704 nucleotides. RefSeq lists its product as uncharacterized. Bases 99 to 452 code for a protein of 117 amino acids. The transcript is spliced from 2 exons. Lineage: Eukaryota; Fungi; Ascomycota; Sordariomycetes; Amphisphaeriales; Pseudomassariaceae. The record is from RefSeq and is a predicted model, not a curated record.